AUGGAUAGUUACAACACAGCUGAACACGACAACAUAGAUUUUGAAAUAUCACUAUACUUCUACAGGGAAAAAUUGUGCAAAGUAGAAAAAUACAUCGAAGUCGCGAAAAUCCAUCAAAAAGAACGUCUGAUGAUAACAACAUAUUAUAUUCUGGCCGUUGGGGUUACCUGGAUACUAACCUUGUUUGUACCUUCCAAUACAACAUCAAUUGCUGCGUUUGCUGAAUCUUCUACAAUAGUUUCUUUGUUUUUUAUUGGGAGUCUCAUCACUUGGAAAUACUCAACCGAAGGACGACAAGAUACAACAUACAAGAAGAAAUAUAUCUGUGUUGCACUUUGUUAUAUCACCGCGAUAGGGGUUUGCGGGUAUUUGGCAGUCAAGUUACCUCCUGACACAGCAGUAAUGAUGGCAUUCACGGCACCGUCGAUAUUGGUUUUUCUAUGUUCCCUUCCAAAACUCGUUGAUUGGGUUGCUGAAAUUGUGAUAAUCAAUAUGUCAUAUGAUCUACUUCCGUGA
Caenorhabditis remanei is the source of this 516-nucleotide messenger RNA. RefSeq lists its product as uncharacterized. The record is from RefSeq and is a predicted model, not a curated record. The transcript is spliced from 2 exons. Bases 1 to 516 code for a protein of 171 amino acids. NCBI's taxonomy places the organism in Eukaryota, Metazoa, Nematoda, Chromadorea, Rhabditida, Rhabditidae.